AGAUUCAAAAAAACUGCGAAGAGAGAGAGAGAGAGAGACCAAACCUCCCUUCCAUUGCCCCGUCGUAGCUGCUUCUCCCCCAGGCCAGCCCCAGCACCACCCAGGCCCUCCUCGAUCCCAAACUCCAGAAAGAUUUUGCCUUUCCUCUCAUCUUCUCCCCAAAUCUAAUUCCUCGCAAUCUCCCUUGUCGGGGUCGAUUCCUUCGAUCUGCUCCGUUAUUGCCCUCCGGCUUCCCGCUGCUUCUUGAGUUUUGGACACUGCAUGAGUCUAUGAACUCGCCCUUGUUAAAGGAUUCAUCCAAUUCAGAUAGCUCGCGCGGCAAGAUUCGGCCUUUGAGCCGGUGCGCGACGGUAUUGGUCCAGCUGAACCCGCCUCGGCGUUCUGGCCUGUGACCUAAUUCGGUGGCAUUCUGGUGGGGGUGAUGGAGCAGGGGCGGAAUCAGCAGCAGCUGUCGAGUCCGCCGCCUGUUUUGGCCGCCGCGAGCGAGACGAAGGCCCCUGCGGUGUCUUCGCAGCAGCCCAAGCCGGCGGCCCCCGUGAUGCCGGUGCCUAGACAGUGGCCGAUGGCCUUCAACCCCCUGAAGCCUUCCACUGAAGUGAAAAGUGUUACUCCAAAGAAAAAGAAGCAUUGUAAUUGUAGAAACUCAAAAUGUUUGAAGAUGUACUGUGAAUGCUUUCAAGAACUUCAAUACUGUGAUGGCUGCAACUGUUCAAAUUGUGGAAACAUUGUUGGGAAUGAGAAUGCCAGAAACGAAGCAAUUGAGGCAAUUCGUCAACGUAAUCCGUCUGCUUUUCAGCCUAAAAUUGAAAAUGGCCCAAAUACACUCAAUGUUCGAAAGGAUAAUUCUGGAGCAGUGCCUGUUGUAGCAAAGCACCAUAAAGGUUGUCAUUGCAAGAAGUCAGGAUGCCUAAAGAAGUAUUGUGAAUGCUACCAAGCAAAUGUUUUUUGCUCCAAAAAUUGUAGAUGCAUGCACUGUAAGAACUCUGAAGGAAAUGAAGACACAGAAACUUCAAGUCAAAGGGACCAUGCAUCUGACAGAAGUCACAUUCAACAAGCAGCUAAUGUAGCAUUCAAUGGUACUGUUGGAUCAUCAGGAUAUAUCUGUUCUCUGAGUAGAAAAAGAUCUCAUGAAGAUGCCCUAGGUGUUAGGAUAAAGUCUGAAGGAAGCAUGCCAGAGACACAGACACAAUAUCAACAGGGUAACCAUGCAGAUGUUUCACCGCUUGCACCCUGUUCCACAGGAUUUGAUAGGCACAAUGCUGCCAAUUCUAAAUCAAAUAACCCAAUCUACAGGUCUCCACUAGCAAACACCAUCCACCUCAGGGAGGUUAAUGAUUUAGUCAAGCAUUUGGUGAUGGUUUGCAGAAUGGCUGAAGCAAAAAUAGCUGAAGAGAAGGGAUUCCAGUCAAAUAAUGGGUUAAGCAAUGGUAACUGCAAACAGCAGGACUUCAAAGAAACCUCCUCGAUAGACAUCCUUAGCAAAGGAUGUAGUCAUCAACCAAACAUCAAUGAAAUGGGCUUCCAUUGGUCUGAAACUUCGAAUGUUUCUAGGCCUGCAUCUCCAACAACACAAUCACUAAUGUGUGAUGAACAAAAUACCACAUUUGGAAAUGAGCCUGCAUCUCCAACAACACAAGCACUAAUGUGUGAAGAACAGAAUACCACAUUUGGAAAUGAGCCUGCAUCUCCAACAACACAAGCACUAAUGUGUGAAGAACAGAAUACUACAUUUGGAAAUGAUUAUAAAAGUUCAUUUCCUUUGGUUUCGCGUGGUCAAGAUAUUUCUGAGAUAAAUGCUGUGCAAGAAAACCUAGUAUUGACUGGGCUGCGACAGUAUCUCUGUACAAUUAUCAGACGUGGAAGAACAAAUGAACAAAAUUCCUCAUUAGAGGCAACAAUGGAAUUGGAUGCCGGACAGCAUCAUGGAGCACCACCUGCUUUUUCUGCAAUAGAAACUGAAGAAAAUUUUCCUUCUUCAAGCACUAUUGAAACCCCAAGAACUAAUCAACAACCUACACCAAAUGGUGGAUCGAAAGAUAGUAUUGCAAGCUAAAUAAAACUAGGUACAGAACUCGGCCUCUUCAUUUCAAGACGCCUGCACUGCAAAUGAUUUCUGUACAUAGAUGGGCAUUGGGCAAGAUAGAUAGUAUAGUCCUUGUUGCCAUAUCUGGCAACCGGCCUUGUAGGAACACGACAACCAUUCAUGAGACAUAAUUCAAUAAAUUAUAAUUCAUUGUUUGAUGCUCGAGUUGACUGACUCUGGUUUUCUGUAAAGCUGACACUUCCUGAUUUGAUUACUGAAAAUAAUUUUCAGUUUCCAGGCUGUGAGUAUGUGAAUACGUUGCCAUGUUAUGUGAAGUUGUAUUCUGAAACAGAGAAGCCGUUCCAUGCACAUAAUUUUAAUUCUCCGCGGCAAACAGGUAGCAGCAGCUGUAUUGUAUCCUUUGGUUUUGGCGUACAUAGUUGUCCUCCGAAGCUGAAAUAUUGAAACAUUGUAGUUUAACUGCAAAAUAAGAGAAAAAAAA
Messenger RNA from Sorghum bicolor (sorghum), 2525 nucleotides. RefSeq names its product protein tesmin/TSO1-like CXC 7. The transcript is spliced from 8 exons. The coding region runs from base 422 to 2053 and encodes 543 amino acids. Gene Ontology annotation, cellular component: nucleus. The record is from RefSeq and is a predicted model, not a curated record. Gene Ontology annotation, biological process: regulation of DNA-templated transcription. Lineage: Eukaryota; Viridiplantae; Streptophyta; Magnoliopsida; Poales; Poaceae.